GUAGAGCUAUUGGGGUGAUAUUACCAACGGCCCCGAGAGCUGAGCAUCAGAUGGACUGCAGCCGGUCAAACUAGUGAAUAACCGUCCUUUGGUCAUUGAAAUCGUCACUGAAUUGUUUUUAGAGGACAGAACCAGCGGAGGGAGGUAAACAUGUCGCUUCAUCUUUAUGAAAUGAGCAGUAAACUGUUCGGGGAGACGGUCGGGAAAGUGAACGAGAACCUGACCUCCGUGGUUCUGGCUGCGUCUCUCGUCACUCUCAUUAUCGGAUACGUUUCAAAAGUGCUGCUCAAACAGUCCUCCGACAGUGAGGACAAGAAAUACCCUCCUUUCAUUCCCUCCAGCAUCCCUUUCCUGGGCCAUGCUAUUGCAUUUGGAAAGAGUCCCAUUGAAUUUCUUGAAAAUGCUUAUGAAAAAUACGGCCCUGUGUUCAGCUUCACCAUGGUCGGGAGCACAUUCACCUACCUGCUGGGCAGCGAAGCGGCCACGCUGAUGUUCAACAGCAAGAAUGAUGACCUGAACGCGGAGGACGUCUACUCCAGGCUAACCACUCCAGUGUUUGGCAAAGGAGUCGCCUAUGAUGUCCCGAACCACAUCUUUCUGGAGCAAAAGAAGAUGCUGAAGACGGGCCUGAACAUUGCUCGUUUUAGGGAGCACGUGAAAGUCAUAGAGGCGGAGACCAUAGAGUAUUUCCAGAGAUGGGGCGACAGCGGGGAGAAAAACCUGUUUGAGGCUUUGUCUGAGCUGAUCAUCCUGACAGCCAGCAGCUGCCUCCAUGGGAAGGAGAUCCGCAGCAUGCUGAAUGAGCGAGUAGCCCAGCUCUACGCUGACCUGGACGGAGGAUUCAGUCACGCUGCCUGGCUUCUGCCCGGCUGGCUGCCGCUGCCCAGCUUCAGGAAAAGGGACAGAGCUCACAGAGAGAUCAAGAACAUCUUCUUCAAAGUGAUUCAAAAGCGUCGACAGUCCACAGAGAAAGUGGACGACAUCCUGCAGACCCUCGUCGAUGCCACCUACAAAAAUGGACGACCACUGAAUGAUGACGAGAUCGCGGGGAUGCUGAUUGGCCUCCUUCUGGCGGGUCAGCACACGUCCUCCACCACCAGCGCCUGGAUGGGCUUCUUCAUGGCCAAAGACAGAUCUCUGCAGGAUCGCUGCUACGCCGAGCAGAAGGCUGUGUGUGGAGAGGCCCUGCCUCCGCUCGACUUCGAUCAGCUGAAAGAUCUCAGCCUGUUGGAUCGCUGUUUGAAGGAGACCCUGCGUCUCCGCCCGCCCAUCAUGACCAUGAUGAGGAUGGCUCGCUCUCCACAGACCGCAGCAGGUUACACCAUCCCUGUGGGCCACCAGGUCUGCGUCUCCCCGACUGUCAACCACCGCCUGUACGACACCUGGAACGAGAGGAUGGAGUUUAAUCCUGAUCGCUACCUCAACGACAACCCCGCUGCAGGGGAGAAGUUUGCUUAUGUGCCAUUUGGAGCCGGCCGCCAUCGCUGCAUCGGGGAGAACUUCGCCUACGUCCAGAUCAAAACCAUCUGGUCCACUUUGCUGCGCAUGUACGACUUUGACCUGGUGGAUGGAUAUUUCCCCACGAUCAACUACACCACAAUGAUUCACACGCCCCACAACCCCGUCAUCAGAUACAAGAAGAGGAUACAGUGAUAGACUGAAUGAAAACACUGGAGGGAGCGGUCAGACAUCCUGAGUUUCUGACGUGAGGCUUCCUGGGACUUGAAUUGAGGAAAUUUUAAUAGAAAGCACUUUGCUCUGCCUUGAUGUCCAACCUGUCACUGUUUGUGCUUCUUUCAGCCCUUUCUUUCUGAAUGUUCACAUUACUACAGAAUUUUUUUUUAAACUUGUGUUUGCAGAGAUAAUUACAUAGACUGUAUAACUCUGGCUGAAACAUGAAUGCUAAUAUUCACAGUGUGAAUUCUUCAGGAUAGGAAUGCAGUGCCUUGAUGACCGCAAAACAUUAUUUGGUGCUUCUUCCUUUAUUUAAUCAUUCCCUGGGAUGCUAGAUCAUUAUUUUUUAGUGGAAAACAAAGCAGAGGGUGUGAGAGUACAUCACUGUAGUGUUGUGAUAAUCAGAAAAAUGAGUUCCUGACUGAAAAUUCAUGCGAACAUCCCCCUGCAAUCAGGUAAACAACUCAGAAAGUCAGUACAGAAGUUGGUACAAGACUUGACAACUACAAAGAACUCUUUUUCUGUCCAUCUCUCGUAUGUCAAUGCGCUGCAAGUCCAAAUUCCAGAUUUUAGUUUUUUAGUUUUACUUUUUUUAUUCUGGCAUCGGGAGACCGCCUUUUGUACAUUCAAACUUGUUCAACCUAAAGAAUGGAAAUCAUUCUUUGUUCUCAUGAUAUUUUUUUGAACUGAACUGGUA
Messenger RNA from Acanthopagrus latus (yellowfin seabream), 2371 nucleotides. RefSeq names its product lanosterol 14-alpha demethylase (gene cyp51a1). The transcript is spliced from 10 exons. The record is from RefSeq and is a predicted model, not a curated record. Gene Ontology annotation, molecular function: oxidoreductase activity, acting on paired donors, with incorporation or reduction of molecular oxygen; monooxygenase activity; heme binding. Lineage: Eukaryota; Metazoa; Chordata; Actinopteri; Spariformes; Sparidae. The coding region runs from base 151 to 1653 and encodes 500 amino acids.